AGAACACACCCGACGCAUCUGGUCCUGGUUGGUUUAGGUGCGCCUUGUGGCGCGACAGCUCGGGGGACAGGACGGUGUCGUCUAAUGCGUAGUAUGGACGCAAUUACCUCUGCUAAUCAGUUGACUAGUAAUGUGUCGUCGGAAGAAAUGGUGGAUGAACUGCUAAGUACAUUGCUUGGUGAAGUAUGCGAGAAAGAAGUUGAAUUUCUGCCUCUUCCCCGCUCCCAGCACGUUGACGUGUGUGAGACAGUGAGGCUUCACUCACCUCAGCACGUGCUGGGUGGCUACUGCGAGCGAGAUGGAGGCUUGGAGCUGCUACAGGUGGAGUGUGUGGACCAAAAGGCAUCGGGGUACUGUGGACAUUACUGCCUCUACCUCGCCAUUUUGUGCCUGCAGCUCUACCACUGUGUUAGUCAUGAUGAGGCCCUUGUUCUGCUGCAAAAGACGCGCUCAACCGUUCAGUUCUGGAGGAGGUACUGGGUGUCUAUUGGUAUACUGCUGGCUCACGUACGGGCCCAUCCAGAGGUCCUUUGGUGGCCUUGGACACAGCAUCACGUGAUGCUUGGCGAGAUGGAGAGGUCCUAUCUAGCUUAUCUCCUCACCUUUGAUCCUUCACUGACGGCAUUGGGUGGACGACAGAAGAUAUCUGUAGUUCAUUUUGCUUAUGGCUGUGUCCUGAACUCUACAGAAGAGAUUCUGAAACUGCAGGAGACAAUAGAGGAGCUACGAAAAACUCGUGGGCACCAUGUGUUUAUUCUGGGAGUCACGAAUCACUGGGUCACUCUCUACACCUACCACAGAACACAGUCAUGGUGCAGGGGAGCCCGGCUUGCCAUGCUCUACUGGGACUCUAACAAUUUGACUGUUCUUGGAGCUAGUGACAAUGACAUACACCAACUUGUUGAUAAGAAAGAGAAGGAAAGAAUGAGGGUAAAGGGUUGUGGGUAUACCUCUUGGAAGAAAGCUGUUUUCACGCAAGCUCUACGUGAUCAGCGAGACCUGGUGACUUUGCUUGCCAGAUGUAUCAGCGGACGGCAGCAGUUUGCACAGUGUGUAUUGUGUGGACACUGGAAUACGGUACUGAGCAGUUUUGAGGAACACAUGGUACGAGCCAAGUUAGAGGAGGAUAUUUUCUUGCCUUUACUGCUGCAGUGGCUGGAGACCCAGCACCAGCCCAGCAGCCUCAGAGACCACCAGGUGCACAUGAUGAGGGAGCUGGGGGCUGACUGCUUGAGUAAGGAGAUGCGGGCCAUGCUGGCAGAAUGGCUGCAGUAUUGUUUGAGCCGGCUGGCUGCUUAUCGUGGGGGCAUACCGCUAGUUGACUCAUUCUCAGCUGUGCUCCAACAGCUCAGACAGUUUUUUUGACAUCAGAAAUUUUACAUUGCGCAUGCGCGCUGAAGCUCGCAGGGAGCUCAGAAUUAAUUAUGGUGCGAAUUGGUCUGCAGCUGAAGGCGACGCUAGAGAAUGUGACGGCUCUUGGACCAGGGGAAGAGUUCCGUUGGUACAUGAAGGUACGUAUAUAGCUAGUGCCAAAGUGACGAGUGUACACUCGAGUGCAGUUACGGUGCGCAAACUGUGGGGAAACAACUCAGAAGUGGAUCUAUGCCACAACGCUGGAACUGAAGGAUGUGAAGGGAGGCAGAGGUAAGGCACAUCUGGUGGUAAAGUGCAAGCUGUGUGGCAGGGAAAACAAUUUGCAAAUACUGGAAGACCUGAUCAGACCUUACAGUGAGAGUGAAAAGUUUCAGACAAUAGUGGUUUUUGAAUGCCGUGGACUUGAGCCUGUGGAGUUUGAUCCCAGGGGAGGUUGGACAGCCGUAGGUGUUGACAGUGGUACAAAGUUCCUUGAUGUCGACCUGUCACAGAAGGAAUGGAGUGAUUAUGACGAGAGAGCACAGCAGCCAGUCAGCAUUCUGGACAUCAGUUCAAGAUUCAUUAAAAUAGCAAGGCCACCCCCCUGAGGAUCCAGUAGUCAGGGUUGGCUGCUUGGCCUGGGGAGGUGGGUGUACGAAGACUAACUGCCGUGAUGUAGAUGGUCGGAGGAGUUGACAGCAUAGAGGUGGAUCACAGGGAGAGGGGUGAAGAGGACUUUGGCAGGAGGUUCCAUGAGGCGACUGGUCUUGCGAUCCCAGCCUGCUCCGUCUAGGUACAGUCCGUACACAUAGACACCUUCAGGUGGUGGUUGCGAUACAUCCUCUCUCAUCAUACGAGUCACGUCGUUGUGAAGCAGCACCGAGUCAAGGGCCCAGCCCUUAUGAGCCCGAGUAACUUCCUGUCGCAUGGCUGUCAGGAAGCCCUGAGGAUUGAAGAACCCAGUCAUCCAGAAGACGUUGGGGCGAGCUUUGAACACCCAGGAUGAGAACUGGUUGUUGCGUUCCAGCAGCUCUGUGAACCAGAACCCAAGAGUAGAGGAUUCCCAUGAGAUCUGUCCAGACAAAAGGAAGCAUGAAAGGUGAGGCUGAGAAGUUAGAACAAACCUUUCUCCAUAUUUGUGGCACUUUAGCAUCAAAUAUGCUAUCAAGAGCAUCCCUCAAGUUCUGUGGAUUGCUCACUAACGUGAUAAGACAUGCAUGUUGUUGACACUAACCAACCUGACUCAUGAUAAUAGUUCCUUCAAUUGCUAGCUGCAAGUCUUGCAGAGUGGAGUGCACAAGACCGAGCACUCGCUGCAUGCGGUCAACCUCCUGCCGCAGGAAGAUGUUCAUACUUGACAAGAUUCCCAUCUUCUGCAGUCUAGCUUUGACCUGAACAGAGUUGAGUGUGUGAAUGUGUGUGUGUGUGUAUAGAA
Messenger RNA from Geodia barretti, 2788 nucleotides. NCBI's taxonomy places the organism in Eukaryota, Metazoa, Porifera, Demospongiae, Tetractinellida, Geodiidae. The record is from the annotation of a GenBank genome assembly.